UUGAAAAAAUAUAAUAUUCUUUUAAGUAAAAUGGUUUAACAAUUUUAAUGAUUGUCAACUAAAUAUAUUUUAAUAUAUGACACCCGUCGCAAUGUGCAUUGCACUAUUCACUCAUCAACAUUCAGUAAAAAAUUGCACGAAUUAUUUCGGGACUAAUCUCGGUCAUUCGGAUAUUUAAUAUUCCGAAACUGUUCGCUUGACAAUUAACACUCGCGUAUGGCGAUACCGCAUAAGUACUUUGAAAGUGCGUGACUUUCUCUGUUAUCGAUGAUCCUAACCUCGAGCGGAAUAAAUUUCGUUCAUAAGCGUGCUUGAGAUAUCUGUAAAAAUUGUGAAUGUGGCGCGGCGUUACGUAAAAUUCAUCAUUUCGUAAAGAAAUCGACUCCCUUUUUUCAUGAUAUUUUAGGAAAAUUGAUGCUUUGUUACGUAUCAUCUGAUUACGAUUCACAGGGUCGCUCGAUAGCGGUAUUCUGGAGAAAGUGUCCGUAUAAAAACGAUGUCGAUAGGAUGCGAUUCACGUCUCGUAUCAGCUGCUUCCGCAGUAUAUAUCUCCCCACGGGGUUUUCGGCGUCGUAAUGUCAUUGUGAUCUUCGUCGUGUUUCCGUAUAGUACUACGAACACUAUAAUUCUAAUCCCGAGAUAAUUCGUGCAAUGUUUUUGACAAUGUUGAAAUACGUGACUGUCUUCUGUGUAUUGUGUUAUCUUGUCACGGCAGAGCCACCGGUUCAAGGCGUAAAACCAACAAACGUAUUAGGCAGCUCGGAGCAACACACCUCGUUCAGUUUCAUCAGACCAGGAUUAACGCAAACAUCCUUUGCGUUUAGCGGACCGAGUUCCCAUCAAUCGUUCACCUCUAGUAUUGGCAAUCCGCAAUUGGCUCAGAAAGUUCUGCCGAGUUUAGCGCAAGCUCUUGCCUACAGAAAUCCUGCCUUAGGAUAUUAUCCAUUUGGUCAUGUGACGAACGGGUACAAUGGGAUCGUUCCAGCAUUUGCGGCACCUACAACUGGCCCAUUAACUUAUCAAGCUACCGUUGAUCCCGUUACUUCAUUAACAUAUGCACAGCAAUUGCAACAGCAGCAACCGCAGCAAACAUAUUUACACGCAUAUCAACCAAAUGCCAUUUAUCAGUCACAAUUGGCGCAAUUACUAGCUCUUAGGCAAGCGCAAUUAGCGCAAGCUCAACAGGGCCAGUUACAAACAGCAGUACAGUCAGAACAGGUGGAUGAAAAAUUGCAGUUACAGCAGCAACAAGAACAGCAAUCGGAACAGCCACAAAGUUUAUUGGGGGUUGCUUAUUCAGCUGCCCCAUCAGUAGCGCACGUAAAAGUCUCUGGAAACGGAUACAAGUUCAACUUUUGAUCCUGAUAUUUUAACCCUGUAUUUAUCGUAUUGUACAUUGUUAUUUGUCGUAUUGUACAUUAAUUGUUGUUAUUAAAAAACAGAACGUUCUUGUUUAUACGAUUUUUUUAAACAAAUAUAAAACAGUAACAGCAUCAGAUUGCUGUUUUUAUGAAAGUGUA
Messenger RNA from Ooceraea biroi (clonal raider ant), 1520 nucleotides. RefSeq lists its product as uncharacterized. Lineage: Eukaryota; Metazoa; Arthropoda; Insecta; Hymenoptera; Formicidae. The record is from RefSeq and is a predicted model, not a curated record.